Molecule: messenger RNA, 1661 nt
Organism: Paramacrobiotus metropolitanus
Lineage: Eukaryota; Metazoa; Tardigrada; Eutardigrada; Parachela; Macrobiotidae
Product: histone-lysine N-methyltransferase SMYD3-like
Exons: 7
Coding region: 126-1628 (500 amino acids)
Cellular component (GO): nucleus
Source: RefSeq, a predicted model, not a curated record
GUACUCAUGUUCAGAUUUUCAGUACAAGCACUUACAUUCUGGAAAAUUGGUUUCGUUUCACAGCGCUUUGUGGUAGCUUCUCUUUUUGUUCAUUGUGAAAAUUUGUUAAUAGUCGCGAAUUCAUCAUGGAGACGAAGGAGACCGUGUCGACAACUGGCAGCCGUUCUUUCAAGCCUGGCGAUGUUGUCAUGUGCUGUGAACCCUUGGUGUGGGUAUUGGACAGCAACACCUACAAAACACGCUGUGCUCACUGUCUGCAUGCGAGCCAGGAACUACGCACUUGCUCAGGAUGCAAACUCCACCGCUACUGCAGUGUUGAGUGCCAGUCAACAGAUUGGAAACUGGAACAUAAACUGGAAUGCGCUCUGCUGAAGAAUGCGACUGGUGCUAAAUGGGAAACAGCGCCCGGGUCGACGAACAGCACUGCGCAGCAAGUCCUUAAAAUACCUCGUGAACUUGUUGCGAAGCUGGCAAACAAAAUCAAGCUGAACCUGACGAUCGAUGUUCCCGGAUUAGGCCGGAAAUCCGUCAAGGAACUGUGGGAGAUGCUACCCUCUCACCCCAAAUUAGGGCAAGAAAACACCACGCGACAGAUAGCAGCCAUUGAGGAUCCACCACUGGGCAUUACCUUGCCUGAGAUGGUGGAAUAUUACGUCAAUAUCCAGCACAACGCCAUGCCCAUCAUGGAUGCGGCGAAGGGUAAGGGGCAUAUUGGGAUGGCGGUGUAUCCCCCGGCUUCCCCUCGUCUGAUGACGCCGGUCUGCUGGGACAAGAAUGUGGUGCUGAACUUCCGCGGACGACGGUUGGUUAUCCAUGCUGUGGAGGAAAUUCCCAACUACACCGGACUGAAAGACCUGCGGUUCGACUAUAUACGGGAGCCGUAUCAUCAGACACGAGCUGAGCGUCGCGCUGUAUUCGAGAAGUUUUACGGAUAUCCAUGCACAUGCCGGAAAUGCACCCGACAAUAUGAGGCUGAUAUAAAUCCGUUGAAAUGUAUCACCGCUGGCUGCGCGAAUCGCAUUCCAAGCGAUAACCGUGCUCUGCAACCCUGUACCGACUGCGGUGCACUGAACUAUGAGCGGUUAAUGGCGUACGUUCAGUUCAUGGUGCAGCACGAGGUUACAAAGGCGCGCUGUCCUGAAGAAUAUCUCCCGGCGGUGCUUCUCGAACUCUGCAAAGAACUGGACGCGGCCGGCAUUCUCCAUCCGGAUGCGCAUAUCCGCUACAUCUGUGGUUGGGAAUGGCCCAGGAAACUGUACAACGAGAACCGCUUCGAAGACGGCUGGAAGAUGAUGCAGGAAAUGAUUGUGUUCGUGCGGAACAUCUAUCCAAAAUACGAACAUUUUCGCGCUGUUGUGCUGGUGAUUGCCGGAGUAUCGACUGCAACAGCUUUAAAGAAGCGAGUCAUGGAACAGAUUGGCCAACUGUCAGCAGCGGAAACGAAGGACCUGAAAACGUUGUCCGACCAAGCGUUUUCAGUUAUUCUUGAUUACUGCAGCGAAGCCAACGAAAUAUUCACCUUGUUGUUUGGUGAUGGUUCGAGAGAGGCCAUCAAAGGCAUCACUAUCGUCGCGCUAACCAAUGUUAUGGCUCGUGACAUCGAGAAAGCCUUUUCUGAACGCAAAUAACGUGAAAAGUGUGUACGGUGUAUCUGAAGUAGG